CUAGCGGUAUGGACGGUCGUGCGUGUGAUAACAAGUAGGUUCCCUCACCAAGUACAUGUACACGUACCAUGUGUGUACACAUGGAAUCACACCGAUCGCGUUGUUUUGGAAGGAUGUGUAAAAAAGCGUAGUGUGAUAUCAACGUUUUCGAGAGUUAUACACAAGGGUUGAUUGUUUCUUGUGUUGUGUUCAAUAAAGACAUGGCGUACAGUGCCAGAAUGGCCAAUAGUGGCCUGGACCCUGGUCAGAGAGCUCGUACUAUGUCUUCAUUCCUGUAUCAGCUAUCUGCAAGGGAUAGGGAGUUGGACUUAGUUCAUCUGGAUCAUUGCUACUCUAAGUCUUGGAAUGCCCAUCCAGAUGCAAGCCAUGCUAAACCAGCAAGGAUGUUGUUUGUUCCUAGAACUCUAAGGUUACGAUCUGACAGGCACAAUGUCGUAGAGCCGGAUGUACGAGUUGAUGUGUUGACCCCAUUCCAGGCCAAUGCUGUACCAUAUGACAGUGGCCGAGCGCACUCUGUUAUGAAUGAAUGUGAGAGACAUGUCAACUUUGCUCGUUCCAGCACAGCUGAGGAACAUUCUGAUGAAGAAUGGGAGAAAAACUUGACGAGAAUUGGAUGGACCAGCCACCAAAACAAAUUGUUUGAUAAGAUUAUCAAGCAUCUGCAGUCAGACCGGUUAGCACGAUUAGCGUACGAAGGGAAUCCUAAUGAGCCAGUUUUAAGAAGAAUUCAUCUUGAUAAAUGCGCUAAGAAAGUACGCAGAACUCUAGCCUCCAUUGGUUGGGAUGGCAAGUUAACACAGUGGUUACACAGCGUUCUGAUAGAUAGCUUAAGUUCAUCUCUCCUGUCCAUUUAUCUGGAUGUUUUACAGACUCUUAAAUCAAAGGUGCCUGGCUUGAUUGAUAAAAUGAUAAGUCUGUCCACAUCCUCAAGUCGGUGUACUGCAGCAAGUUCUGAGGCUUUGAUGCUGCUCCUCAAGAGACCAUGGGAUCCUGCUGUGGGUGUAUUGAGUCAACAUAAACCCAAAAAGCUACCCGGUUCCCCUCUCCUUGUGAUAACCCCAAACAGUCCCUCGUUCCCGUCUGCUCCAACUGCCCGCCGUGUCCGUUUCUGGAAUGCCCAACUAGCCAACCUUGGUAAGGUGAUUCCAGUCACUAUGCACACUGUGAGUGGAGGGAGUGGCGUCAGUGUUGCUCAAAGCCUAGAGCACAUGGUGGGCGCUGUUCGCACUAAAGUCAUGGAGCUGAAGAGUCACUUUCCAAACCGCCAGAUUGUUCUUGUAGGUUGGUCUGUUGGAGCUCUCAUUGCAUGCCAUGUUUCAUUGGUUGAGCAUGUAACAGCGGUUGUGUGUCUUGGCUUUCCUGUCACUGGUAUCAAUGGAGCACGAGGGGGAGUUGAUGAGCCACUUCUAGACAGCAAAACCCCGACCCUCUUUGUUACCGGCCAGGAGUCGAGCGUCUGUACACAAGAUGAUAUUGAGAAUCUAAGGGAGCAUAUGAGAGCUGAGACUGGCUUGGUGGUGGUUGGAGGAGCAGAUGAACAUCUUAGGAUGUCUAAGAUGAAGAAGAAGAUGGAAGGAGUGACUCAGAGUAUGGUGGAUAGAUGCAUUCAGGAUGAAAUCAGUGACUUCCUUUGCACCGUUCUCACCACAUCAGUUUCGGAAAGUUUUGAUCGAUCUGAAUUUGAUGUUGACCAUCGUAAGAAGAAAGAGAAGGAUAAAGACCGUAAGAAACGAGUCCAUCGAGAUUUAUCCUUGGAGCUGAAAGGACGUAAGACUCCUCCAGCUGGUCGGGGAAGACGUAGCAGUCUGCCGACAACCCCUGGCGAAAAUCUUGCCAAGCCAGGGAAACUCUCUCAAGUCAACCCAGGAUCUAGUUUCAGUGAGCAGUAUGCGCGCUACAUGGCCACCAUGGCUAUAAGUAAGAGGGAAUCCAAGCUGGACUCAAUACUGAAAAAAGAAGGAGGGGAAGGGAACCAGACUAAAGCGGGUAAGACUGCAACUCCUAGUUCAUACAAACGAAAAAGAAGUAAGAGCCCAAACACUCUCAAGCGCAAACAGAUGAAACUAUCUUCUCUAGUUGCCAUGGCAAAUUUACCAUCCAACCCACCCCAAGAGAAACUAGGAGCUGCUCCAAGUGAACCUUCUGGGCUUUCGGUAGAAGCGUCUGAUUUACCUUCGUCAACGUCUUCAUUAGUGACAACAUCGUUAUCGCUGACUGCAACAUCCCCCCAGCUUUCUGAUCUCUUACAGAAAUCAAUGAGCAAAACAGGAAUGAUUAGCAGUAAGAGUAAUCCAGCCACUCCAUCCAGCAUUGGAGAAAUGCCUCUUACCGUGACAUCUUCUGGAACUAUGGUCAGCCCAUCAGUCUCCAUGGCCCUAUCUGUUGGUGCUGAGGGAACUGCAAAAACUAGCAUGACGUUUGCUCAGCUACAACAGUUGGGACUACUUUCAUCUCACAUGGCACCGAGCACACUUCUCCAGGGAUUGAACUUCAACAUCCAAAGAGGUUCCACAAAGCUGUCUGUCUCUGAUCGGUCUGCAUCAACAACUCUUGAAGGCUAUAAGAUGAAUUCCAGAGUAUCUACAGCCUCAUCCACAGGAACAAAACACAAACCACCGAGGGCGCCCUCAACACAGAAAGCCCCGACGACUACGAGUACAAACCCAAAGCCUCCACUCUCUGCUAGUGGCACAGCUACGUCAUUAGAGCAGAGUUUAAACACAAGUCAGCUUCAAGCAGCUGUGCAACAGGCUGCUAUGGCAAUUGCUGGCAAAAUGCUUUCCAAUUAUGGCCAAACUACAAGUUCUUCGGAAGCUGUUAGCAGUGCUCCAUCAAAUGCAAAACAAGUGGCUUCAAUUGCAGGUCUCCUCAAUAUUCCACAGCUUGUGUCAGCCGCUUUGAAAAGUGUUCCGCCUGCAACAUCUGAUGUUCCAGGACGCGUCACUCUGAAGGCUCUUGAAAGCCUUGCUCAAGGGAAACUUGAAACCACGUCUGGUAGUCUGGAUCCUGGACUCUCCUUAGCCCAAAUGGUUUCACCAGACGUUGCAUUACAAGGUCUCUUUGCUGCUCAGGGUGGUCCUACAAGAGUCAAACCAAAAAUGACUACAACUGCAACGUCUGGCCCUGACAAAAAGAUGAACAUUGAUAAGGAACAUGAACAAGCAAUUCAAAAGCUUCAGUUUCAUGACUUUCCACUCACCACCGUGUCAUUAACUUCCUCAUCACGCAUACCAGGUACAGUCACCAAAGCUAAAAUUCUGAAAGAUCUUGAAAAGGGAAACAUGUCUGGCAUACCAUUGACAACACUGAGUAAGUCUGUAGCAGGGCCCCAUCAAGCCAAGCCACAGCUGGUCACGGCACAAGUAUCUGCUUCAGCAAUGUUCAACCAGAAUUCCAGCUCCUCUUCUUUUGUGUCGACGGGGAUUUCUUCAAGCCUGCACAGUCUUCAGAAAGUUCAGCUCAUUGACAGCAUAGCUAGUCCCAAGACAGACUCCAAGCAAGCAGCAGGAUCCACCAAGACAACCUUUUCCUCACUGGGUAAAAGUCUCAUGAGUUCUCAUUUGCCAUCUAGCACUACUAUCUCAGUUCGCUCUCUUCAAGCAAACCAAAGUACUUCCAAAACUGCAGGCUCUAGUAUAUUUGGAAAAGGGGUGUCCCAGUUCUCCACCUUAGGUAGCAAACCCGUAUCUACCACAGCAGCAAACAUAGACCUUUCUGUAAAGUCUACAACUGACAAAGUAAUAACUAGUAAACAACACGUUCCACAUGUCCAGCUAGCAAGAGUGAAGCUACCAGUGGGAAGAGGAGCAUCCUUCGGAGAUAGAUCUGGAAGGUCUACAUUUACGGGUCGAGCCUCACCUAUCGUCAUCCAGUCAGACCCUUGUAAUAUCAAGAAACCAGAGAGUCAAUCCUCAGCAUUUAAACCAGCUCCAGUAACCAAAGUUAUCUCUGUUAGCAAACCAGACGUUAAACCUUCUCCAAAUCCAAUCAUACUGGCUGAGGUCAAAGCAAUCGGCAGACAAACCUCCUUAAAUACAAGUCUAAAAGUUGGCAGUACCCUCCCUAGUCCAAAACUACAGGCACCUGUGGUCACUGAUGCCACAUCUCAACAAACAAAAACUGCUACCAAGGUUUUGGAUCCGGUUUCCAUGGAUACAGAAAGCAAGAUGAAACCACAGACCUCAUCAUCAUCAUCUUCAUCUACAUCAAGUUUUGAUGAUGAGAGUUCUAAGACAAUAAAACCGCAUGAGUCUUCAUCCUCAGCUAAGAUAGAUGUAGGGCCAGGUGGUGAUGCAGGACCAGGUGGUGAUGCAGGCCCAGGCAGUGACGUAGGACCAGGCAGUGACGUUGGAGCAAGCGGUGAUGCAGUCCCAGGUGGUGAUGCAGGCCCAGAUGGUUUUGCAGGCCUAGAUGGUGAUGCAGGCCCAGGUGGUGAUGCAGGCCCAGGUGGUGAUGCAGGCCCAGGUGGUGAUGCAGGACCAGGUGGUGAUGCAGGCCCAGGUGGUGAUGCAGGCCCAGGUGGUGAUGCAGGCCCAGGUGGUGAUGCAGGCCCAGGUGGUGAUGCAGGCCCAGGUGGUGAUGCAGGCCCAGGUGGUGAUGGAGACUGUGAUGAUAAAGGAACUCUCCACCCUUCUGUGUACACGUCGACUCGGACCAGAAGAGUUCGUACUCCAAGGCAGUAUUCUGACUAUUUUGAGUGAUCAAAGGUUCCUGUUGAAUAAUUCAUGAAGCUGCAGAUGACGUAAGAUAAUAUCACUGAAGUUCACCAAGGUAUCGAACCAUUUGGAAAGGGCGACCUCAACGUCUACUCUAACUUGUCAUGGCGAAUGAUGGCGCACCUUGCUUCACCGGGUCGCCGUCUGUACUCAGUUUGAGGACUACCGCAGCUGCUGUCCGGGACAUCCUGUUAAAUAUUGUUUUUCGCACGCAGGGGAUACACAUUUUCUGUAAUCAAUUUGAGCAUUUUAUAGGAUGUAAAAAUCAAAACUGCAAUGAUCUAAAACACUUGCCGUUAUUUGAAAAACAAAAUCUCUCACAGAAUGCCCAAUCAAAUUGUUAAAGGUCUGCACUCCUAAUUAUGACAUAAAGUGUUGCCCGAUCUUCAACAUUGAAAUGUGAAACAGUUUACACGCGUUAAAAAGUGUUUACAUUAUUGGGACGUAUCCCGAGUUGUGUGAAAGGUGUGGGGUUUGGGGGGGGGGGGGGG
Molecule: messenger RNA, 5206 nt
Organism: Asterias rubens (European starfish)
Lineage: Eukaryota; Metazoa; Echinodermata; Asteroidea; Forcipulatida; Asteriidae
Product: KAT8 regulatory NSL complex subunit 3-like
Exons: 18
Coding region: 201-4700 (1499 amino acids)
Biological process (GO): positive regulation of transcription by RNA polymerase II
Cellular component (GO): NSL complex
Source: RefSeq, a predicted model, not a curated record